AUGCCCCCAGAUCAUCUUACGCGGCUACUCGCUCAGCCCCAUUGCCAUCACGAUGCUUCGAGUUGUCGAAACGAGCAGCGGCGGCAUUGCCAGCGGCGGCUUCAACGAGUCGUUGCCGUCGCGUCGUUCGUCGCGCUCUGCGCGUCGCUCCCGCCGCCAGCGACGGUGCGUGCUGACGUCAUCCAGCCGCUGCCGGGGCUCGCCACGGCCGAUGACGUGGCGCUUGCUGAGAGUACGUCGCG
Messenger RNA from Closterium sp. Naga37s-1, 242 nucleotides. Lineage: Eukaryota; Viridiplantae; Streptophyta; Zygnematophyceae; Desmidiales; Closteriaceae. The record is from the annotation of a GenBank genome assembly.